CCCUUCGCGGUGUCGCAACUCUGACAUGAACAAAGCCUGAACAUGCCAGGCUUCAACCGCAUGUGAAAAAGAAAGUUUCCCUGUAGCUUGUAACGAACAGGAACAAUUCUGAACUGUUUUUAUUUCACUAACUUCAGUUGAUCCGUGUGCUGAGUUGGUGCCAGUCAUGAGUGAAAAUCUUCAUCUACCGCUAUCAUUUGAAAUUAUGAGUAGAUCAUUUGUUUUCUCGCACUUUAGCCUUUCCAUUAUUUUGGUGAAGCAAGAACUUUAUCUCAUCAGUCCAUUCACCCAGAAGGCUCGUCUCUGUACUUUUUGGCAAAUUCCAGCCUGGCCUUCCGAUCUUAGCUAAUGAGUGUUGUGCAUCAAAAGACUCUUUCCAACAACCAUUUGCCAUUUUUACAUUUUUGUCCACAGCAGGACUCAAACGUGUAACCCUCCGCCUCCGAAGCCAAAGUCCUUACAGAUGAGCUACUGCUGCCCCAGGUGAUUGUGUGAGUUACAGCAAAACGAUUGAGCAGUUGCUCUGAUUAUUUUCCCAUUUUGUUUUAGCUUCCAAAUGGCUGUUUUUUUCUCGUUUUUUUUUACCAAUAGAGAGCUCUCUGUUUUUUUGCGUUGAUUACACCUCUAUCUUGUGUCAAUGAAGUUUUCAUGAGGGAAACCCCCAAAACUGUACGUUUUUCUAGACGGUAUGAAACCUUAACUUUGUGCAAAUUGUCUUUGGCGAGUGUUUCUGAUUAGCAAUCCAGAUACUUAUUAAUCAGUUUUCUAUGACAUUCUUAUUUUUUUUUAAUGAUAACUGUUUAAAAACACACACAAACUAACAAAAAUGUUCGACUUCCAUUGACUUUGUAAAUAACAUCUGAACUCAUGAGCAACUGUUAUCAAAAGUGGAUUUAAAGAUCGUCAACUGGAAAUAGUAGUAUGUUUCUGUUUCCGUUUGUUCGUUGGGGGGAGGGGGUCCGUCUCGGAAUCCAUGUGGAUUCUGUGGUAGAUUGUACCCUUCACACCAUCGCCAUCCUUAUUCAGAUUGGAACCAAGAAAUGGAUGGGAGUGGGUAAUGGAUUGUUUGUGAAAUUUUUGCGUAAUCCUAUUUGCAUAUCAGCAAUUGAUUAUCCAAACACAACCUUUCACAAGGUGAGACAAGGUAGUAAGUCACAAGUUAGCUUUUUUCUUUUGUUUUGUUUUUUUGGGAAGAGCUUUAUUUUAAUUGUAAUGGAAGACUGCGUGGAACAGACCAACACUGAGUACCACUGUAAACAAUGAACAUUUGUAGAUACUGAUGAGUUUGCAUAGCCCCUGUGGGAGAACUGUAUAGUUGUGUGCUCAGUUUAUUGUUGUUAAUGCGGUGGUAGACUUAGUUGCUUUUGACAAAGGACUCGUAGAGGGCAAUCAGAUGAGCCUGGAGGUCCUGGGUGUAGGGGUCCAGGGUCUCCUUUAACUCUCCGACGUAAGGGGUGGCCAGGUCUUUCACCUGCUGGGCUCUCUGGGUCAGCUCAAUCUGGACUUUCUCAGCCAUUGGGGACACGUUGUCCUUAAAGAGCUGAAGGUGCUCCUCCACCUUCUCCCUCAGGUCUUCGGUGUGGGGCCCCAGCUGAGCCUGCAGAUCAGCCACACUCUGCUCCAGGUUGGCCUUGAUCACCUCGCUCCUCCUCACGAGUUCGGUCUUGAGGGUCUCGGAAUCCAUGGUGAGAAGGUGGUUGAGGUCUGACUGAAGUUGCUCAAUUCUCUCCUGGACCUCGGCCCUCAUGGUGUUGGUGUAGGGCUCCAUCUUCUCACGGACGGCGUUCAGCUCCAGGGUCACGCGCUCCUUCAGGAUAUCUGCCUCAGCGCUCACCUUGGCAAUCAGGUCCUUGGCCACAGGGGGGAGCUGCUCGUGCAGGGUGACGGCGUACUGGUUGGCCAUGUCAGUGCCAUCGGUCAGCCGGGCACUGGAAGACCAUGAAGACAGGACCAUGAGACAACAUCAUAUGCUAUAGAAGAUCACGGAAAGGCUUCGAGGCAUACCUGAUGUCCUGUCCCAACUGAGACUUCUUGAUCAUCUGGAUGGUGUCAUCGGCGGUCUGAGUGGCUUUGGCGACGUAAUCCCAGAAGGCAUCAGUCAGUACCUCCAGCUGGGGCUUGGGUGCAUCAGCAUAGAAGAGGUUGGCAUUGCAGCCUGGUGCAUGGACAGAGACAAAAUAAGAAGGUUAGUUUGGUUAAUUUCCCACAGUCCUGCAAAAUUCUUCCAUUUUCAACAAUAAAGGAUUCAUAGCGUAGCACUGAGGUUUUCACAGAAUCUAGCGUUUGAUUGAUUAAUCUGUUUGGUCAACUGUGUCCUUGGUCCCAUAAAAGUAAUAUAAUUUGGAAUUUGGCAAAUAUUUAGGGUGAUGAGGAUGGAGCUACCAGGCAAGAGAGCAAGAGGAAGACCAAAGAGAAGGUUGGUGGAUGUCGCGAGGGAAGACAUGAAGGCAGUUGGUGUUCCAGGAAGAUGGAGGAGAUAGGCUUGCGUGGAAAAGCAUGACACGCUGUGGCAACCCCUAUCGGGACAAGCCGAAAGGAUAUAUACAGGAUCUGAGCAUACAUCAGAGCUGAGUUGAAGGUAUUAAAUAUGUCCAUUUUAGCUUUUUCUUUGGCUUUUCGAGGUUAAUUUCUAACAUUUACUUUAAAUGAUGGACCAUCUUUAAUACAUGGUGUUGAGAGAAGAAAAAGUCCAAGGCCAAUAAAUGCAGAGCUAAGACAAUAGAAAGACAAAUUCUUCAUCUAGUCGGAUUCAAACUCAGCUAUGCCUCUGGAUUCUCCUUCUCUGAAAGUGUUUUCUGAAAGAGACUAAUACUUUGUCUUCUCUGAUCGGGUGGCUUUGUACUCACCUGUGAAAACGGCCAGAACCAGGACAGCGAGGACCUUCAUACUUGUUGGAUCUAGAGUGACAAGAUACACCACUUAAGUUAGCGAUGAACAUUUUAGCCCAAUAGAAUGAUUGAGCAAACAAAAAGAAGAUACUUAGAAGGUCUGGUCUUUCUUACCUGUUGAGAGUAUCUGCCAGAAAAAACUCUGCAGUGCUUCUGCUCAACCGUUGCGCUGCGGCAGCUUUUAUAGAGAAGCAGAUAAUAAUGAUCCCAAAGUCCAGGCCGCAUGUGCCUUGCUGUCACUCACUAUCUCCAAUGAUGUCCUAAGCAAAAGCCCACAUCCUGAGGACUUAACCCUUUUCAGAAUGUAUCACUAGAUUUCAUGUUCAUUCUCAUGAUUUUCAACCCGAAAUAAACUUUUAUCUGUAGACUCUGAUGUAUAGCUGAUUUGAUUGCCGCAAAAAAAAAAAAAUAAUAAUAAUAAUAAUUCUCCACGGUGUCUCAUUGGUUUUACACUUUGCCAGCUCACCUCCCAUACCUUCUGGGUCAAAGUUCCCAUGACAGCCGCCAUGAAUCAGUCUGACCAAGGGUCAGCAAACUGCGCCAUCGUCACCCUCUUAAGGUGUUCACCUUAAAUGUAAAAUGACGUCAAAAGACAUUAUGUGAGGUCACCGCAGGGUCUUACGUCUCCAUAAUGAUUGAUUUAUCAAAAAGUCAAAGUCAAACUAUUUAAAUUAGAAUAAAGCAAGGAAAUUAGGACUAUAUCACGUCAUUGAAGCAAAGUGAUCCGCCAGUAGAAGAGGAAAACCGGACUUGGCAAGAUUUCUUAAAAGAAGUAGGGCUUGACAUAAACACUCGCCAACCCGCCAAAUGCGGGUAACUCAGCCACUCUGUCUAGCCACUUUGCCGGGUUGAAUUUUAUAUAUAUAUUUAAUUGUAGUGUAAAAAAGGCCACAAAGUCAUUCACUGUUCAAGGGAAAUUGUUCAUCUUUAGUGCCUUAAACAUUUAUAAAUUGAAUAAUGGUGUUUGAGAAGUUUACUUCACAUGAUUUGCGCAUGCGCAGUGGCACGUGUGGCUUGAGAAGCAGAGGAUGUGACGCAGGCAGAAGUCUGGGGAGAACGUGUGAGCAGUAUUGUGAGUUCGUGCAGCAGUGUGCAUCAAUGACCCAUAAGUAGUAUCUUUCAAAUACAUGUGCAUGUAAACACAUUGUUAUAUUAUAUAUUAUAUUGUUAGCUGUAGUUUUGCCGGAGUGGUUUGUUAGCGUUUUUGAUGCAACGUUAAUUAGUGAACCUUUUGCCAUGAUCAGUAAGUUAGCGUCAGUCCACACCGCAAGUGGUGUGCUGGAAGUAGUGCGAAUCUUGACUUUCAAAAUAAGUACGUCAACCAGAAGUGCUGUGUUGGCUGCUUAAAUGUUGCUGGCUUAUCAGCAUUUUGAUAAACCUGCUUUGUAAAGUGUUUUUAAAGUUUUUUUUUUUCCAAUCAUAUGUUGUGUGCACUUGGCCUAUAUUGGUCCUUUUUUGUCUUUCUCUUUGAGUAAACCACACACACACACCCACACAACUGUCAAAACAUAUGCAAGAAGAGAGAAGUGUAUUGAAGGGUAAAAAAACUGAAGUAAAGGAAAAGCGACACAUUGUGAUCCCUUCUCUGAGUCGGCCGCAAGUGUGUUUAGCAACACACUCAGAUGUGAAGACAGCCCAAUUAUCCGGAACCGGUGAGAAAGGAGGAUAACUUGUCGUUAUCGUUUUUAUCGUUUUUUUAUGUCGUUUUCUCAAGUGCUGCGACCUGUUUUACCAAAAGUUGGUUUUGCAUAUCCCCUAUUAUUCAAGUGGCUGGUGAGCAAAAAAGUGAAUGUCAACCCCUAAAAACAAGUAAACAGAGCGAGGCUCAAAAUAUGCAAAGAUCUCUUGAAACUAGUGUGUUUUAACUAACUACACCUAUAGAAAUAUGGUAAUUUUUAUUCUAAGCAAAACUUGCACGUACCCAGUAAUAAAAUGUCACUAAUAAGUUCUAAUAACAACAGGAAGAAAUAUCUUGGCAGACAAAGAAAAAGCAUAUCUUACCUUGAAUCUAACCAAGAUUUAAAAAAAAAUCCAAUCAUAUUUUAACUCGAAUCUAACCAAGAUUUAAAAAAAAAAAAAAAAAACUGAAAUCAACGUAAACUAUACCUUAAUUUGAGGUUUUUUGUUUGUUUGUUUGUCUCCCCCCCCCCCCAUUUUAUUGUAGUUUUUGUAGGAGGCCUUUUGUGGAGACCAAUAUUUGUUUAGGGGGUCUGGAGAUCAGGUUUAGCGGGGUGGGGGGAUAUGACAAUAAACCUUAGCCGUAACCACAUACUACCAAAGAUUUGGGGGGGGGGGGCUUGACAAGUUUUUAGAGGGGAUGAAGCCCCUAAAAUAGGCCUAGCGACGCCACUGGUAUGUUGUGCCAAGAGACGUCUGGGUAUCGCACAAAAACCUCAGUAUAGCAAAGAAUUUUAAUCUGGCUUUUUGUUGAGGGGGUUUUGACACACGUGUUCCAAAAAAAAAAGAUUGUUAUGUGUGCUAAAUAAGUGCAAUUUCAAGUUGUCACGUGUGUCGUCGCUUGUUAGCUUUACGGUGGUUAGCUUCUUUUUACAUUUGUAUAAGAAGUAAGAAUAUAAAAAAAUUCUCACCCUUGCAUUACAGUCAAGUGAGAGUGAGUGUUUUAUUAUUUUUUUAACAGUGAACGUUGCUCACUUAUUUUUACACUUGUAAUGCUUAGAAUAUCGACUGUACAGUUUCUGAAGGUUUUAGACGGCAACAGUUUGACCCAGCAACAAAUAAAAUCAGUGGCACCACUGUCAUUUAUUAUAUGUUGAUAUUUUUCGACACGUUUUUGUUUGUUUUUCUUGUGUGCUGGUAUUUUGGUAUCAUUAGUUAGUAAUAAAUUGUAAGAUCCCAAGCAAAGUAUAUAGUAUGUUGUCCGAGACAGUAAAUACUGUUGCACCCUAGUCUUUUUCCUGGUUUUAUUUGGUCCAAAGGUUUGCCAUCUAGCUUAAACCUUGAUACAUCGCACCCUGACUCACUCAUUUGUUUUCAAGCUGAUUAGCACAAUAUGAUUGAAAUUAACAAUGCAACUCUCAAUGAAACUACUCAAUUGUAGUUCAUAUUUACUGGAGGGUCUGAACACCAAGCUGCGCAAAGCCCUUGUGUUAAUUUUAUUUUUCCGAUGAAUAAGUCGCAUUUUGAGGGGGCUUCAACUGGCACGAAAAUUCAGCAAUUUGUGUGUAUCCAGGUGAAGUUGUACUGUGUGUAUCGCGGGGGGAUACAUUAAGACCCACCUGUGAUAGGUGAAAAAAAAUAAAUCAUAUUUAUUUUUAGUUUUACGACUCCCACAUGCUUCAAACAUGUUUAACCAUACAGUAUGAAAACAGACAAACUUAUUAAGGCACAUUUUUAAAAACUAUUCCUUUCCACCCAUUCCCACUCUCUUGCUCGCACAGUCCUCCAAAUAGAAGGCAAAGCAUGCUUGCUUCAAGCUGUUACUUGAAGUUUACUGUAAAACCGACAUAUACAACAUAAGAGAAUUGAAUAUUGUAGCGUACUGCAUGUUUAAAAACAAAAAUGUUCACGCAAACCACGUAAUUUCAUCUAACAAAGUCUACUAAGUUUAAUUCUAACAUAAUGUUGAACGCCAUAGACGGGCGAAUGGAAAUUAACAUAUUGUUAUGGUAAUUAUGAACCUUCAAAAAACUGCUACUUUAACUCACGUAGAGCAGCAACACAUACAAGCAGAGCAUACAGCAAUACCCGCAGGCAUAUAUUCUUUUCCCUGUGGGAAUAACGAAUAUUAAAGCAGCAAAACUGUAUACUGUAAAAAUCCAGCGGUCAUUCGAACAAUGAACCGCGAUAUAGCGGGGGUUCGCUGCAUUUGUAACCUGACCCCACCCCCGUUAAAAAGCAGUCAGCAGUGGCGCCACCUGGUGAGUUACAAAAAAUUACACCCAUCUCACACAAGUUUGACUAAAUUUAGUGGGCAUGUUUUUUUUUUUGUUUUUUUUUGCAUGGCUGGAGCAUGGCGUAAAAGUUAAAUGAUUGUUUCGAGGAUUGUUUCCACCUCCUUUUUUCUUAUCCUAACGAUUAAAUCAAAUAAUAAAAACAAGUAAGUAAGGCACACCUGGCGUGACCCUGUUACAAAGUCCAGCAGGACUAUCAUCCCGCGUUUAUUUUGUGUUAUCUGGACGCCAUUGGCGGUGUGAACAGACUUACUACUGUGCUUCCCCAGUAGUUAUCAGUGUGUAGGUUGGCUACUCCAACGUGAAAACAUGAAAAAAGCCUUCUUCUUCUUCCUUUAAAAUCAUUUUCACAUCGCAUUAUUAGCCUCUCUCCGCUAAGUCAUGUGACAGGUUUGUGACAACAUGGCAGAGACUCCUGGACUUUGCCUCCUCGAGUACAACUGUCAUGCUUCAUCAGUAUAUAUAGGCAGCACAAUCAGCAGCCAGUCACACUUGACAAAGAGACACACAACUACACAAGAGUAGGUAAGAAUUUUGCAGGCCUUCUUGUAGAAGAUCAUUGUAAAUGUGCUCGCAUGUUGAUGAACUUCAACCAAAAUCAUGUUUGUUUUUCCAGCAGUCAUGAGGAUCUUUGUUUUGCUCGCGUUGGCUGUGAUUUCUGGCUGCAAUGCCAACCUCUUCCACGCCGACGCCCCCAAGCCUCCGAUGGAGGCACUGACCGACGCCUUCUGGGACUACAUCGCCAAGGCCAGCAAGACUGCCGACGACACCCUGGAGAUAGUGAUGAAGUCGCAGUUUGGAGCAGAAGUCAACGCUCACUUGGCCGAGACCGCCGAUGUGGCCAGCAGGUACGCCAGCACCCUGAAGGAAAAACUCCCCUCGGCCGCCCACGGCCUGAUGGCCAAGAUCAGCGCCGAGGCCGACGUCUUGAUGAACGUGGUGAGCCAGGACCUGAGCUCAGUCGGCAAAAAGCUUGAGCAGUACUCCAACACCUUGAAGUCCCAGAUCCAGGAGAGGGUGGAGCAGCUGAAGCGGGAGCUGAACGCUUACGCUGACAACGUAGAUUCAGACGCCCUGAAAGCCACUAUCGUGCAGAGCAGCCAGGAGCUGAUGGCCGGCCUGCAGCUCAGCAUCAUGGAUCUGGAGAGCAAGCUGGGCCCCUACACGGCAGACUUAAAGAGACACGUUGACGAGCACCUGAUGGCCUUCCAACGCAACAUCGGCCCCAUGACCUACAGGUUCCAGGAUGAGCUGAGCUUCAGGAGCAGAGAGGUGCAACGCCUGGUGGCGCCCUAUGCAGAAGACCUGAAGGAGAGGUUGGACCAUUUUACAACGGACCUCCAGCAACAGCUCAGGGCCCAGUACAAGUCCUUGGUCAACUAAAUGAAACCCGAGCGCAAGAUUCUCUUUGAAAUGUCUUCCCAAUUGUACUGUCGCUCCAAUCCAAUUUGUAUUUAUUUCUUAGUUCAAUUGCUCAACAAAUAUUUAUUGUUUUUAAGUCUGUUGCUGCUGCUGAUGUUUUUUUAAAGCAAAAUAAACAGAAGAAAUAUAUUUCUUCAACAGAAGAAAUAUAUUUAAGACGAA
This is a messenger RNA of Phycodurus eques (leafy seadragon), 8383 nucleotides long. RefSeq names its product apolipoprotein A-IV-like. Gene Ontology annotation, molecular function: cholesterol binding; phospholipid binding; phosphatidylcholine-sterol O-acyltransferase activator activity. Gene Ontology annotation, biological process: lipoprotein metabolic process; phospholipid efflux; triglyceride homeostasis. The transcript has 3 exons. Gene Ontology annotation, cellular component: chylomicron; high-density lipoprotein particle; extracellular region. The record is from RefSeq and is a predicted model, not a curated record. The coding region runs from base 7400 to 8182 and encodes 260 amino acids. Lineage: Eukaryota; Metazoa; Chordata; Actinopteri; Syngnathiformes; Syngnathidae.